Molecule: messenger RNA, 405 nt
Organism: Magallana angulata
Lineage: Eukaryota; Metazoa; Mollusca; Bivalvia; Ostreida; Ostreidae
Exons: 7
Coding region: 37-405 (122 amino acids)
Source: RefSeq, a predicted model, not a curated record
AAAUGUGGUGGAAAGAGUUUACCAAAGAUAUCCACUAUGCAGAGUGAUGAUAUUGUGGAGUCGGAUGUGGAAUUGCCUAAAGUUCCAUUACCAUCCUCUAAAUGUAGUGGAGAGAACAUGCCAUUGGGGAGAAAAAUCAAGAGUUCCACUAUGCAGAGUGAUGAUCUGCCAGAUUUGUGUUCCUCGAAAGAAGAAUCUCCAUGUAUAAAAGAGGAUGAGCUCAUGGACAGAGAAGUUGAAAAGUUUUUUGAUUUAAUGGACAAGAAGAUCAAGAGGAAGACAAUGGCUGAUGAAUAUGAAAUACGAUUUCCAAAGGAAGGGAAACGUAUUACAAUAGUUUAUGAAGUUCAUGGUGGAAUGGCUUUAAGCAGGCCGUUUGACACUGAUGACACAAUGCUGGUAUGA